CUGAGAGCUGCAACCCAGCUGCUUCCCAGCUGUGCCUUUACAUGGCCCUGGUGACCUUUGGUACCAGUGGCCAGGGUUGAGGAUGGGGUGGGUAUAAGGAGCUCCAGACUCCUAGAAAGAGUGGGGUCAAUUUUCCCCUUAGUCACUGUCCUCUCCCUCUCUAAUGGCUUCCUGUCUAACUGGCUGGGGGGUGAUUCGGGGGUGACUCAGGGCACCCUACACACCCCCAGAUUCUCUGGAAAUGGCAAGGGCCAGUGUGUUGUGUACCCUGGCCACAAGCACCCAUGAAAGGGGGGACACUCGUAACAGACCCUAAGGUGUGGGGACAUGUUAUUCCCCUCCCGGCUAAGGACAGAGGGGUGCCUGGGGCUAUAAGGGCCUGGGCUGCCUGGACUCUUACCUCUACCCCAGCCCCAGGGAGCCCUGCAGACUGGCUGCCUGCCAGCUACACAGCAUCAGGCUCAGCAAGUCCCAGGGGCGUGGUGUCGGCCAGUAGCAGAGCCGGCCUAUACCAGCCAGGCAGGCAGCAAGGCUGCAGUCCAUUGGGACAGCUGCAGUCCAUUGGGACAGAGCAUCGGGAAGGCAGACAGGAGUGUGGCCAUGAGCCCUCUGCUGUACUAUGCCCUGCCUGCUCUGGGCGGCUACAUCACACUGUCCAUCUUCUUCUUGCGCCGGCCCCGCCUGCUGCACACACCCCAUGCCCCAGCCUUCUGUCCCCGCCUGGUGGCCCACCGAGGAGGCUCCGGAGAGCUGCUGGAGAACACCAUGGAGGCCAUGAGGAACGCCAUGACCCAGCGAGCAGAUCUCCUGGAACUCGAUUGCCAUCUGACAAGGGAUGGUGUGGUGGUAGUGUCACACGACAAGAACCUGUCCCGCCAGUCAGGCCUAAAUAAGGAUGUGAGAAGCCUGGACUUUGAGGAGCUGCCCCUCUACAAGGAGGAGCUGGAGGUUUACUUCUCACCAGGCCACUUUGCCCAUGGGUCAGACCGGCACAUGGUGAGUCUGGAGGACAUGUUCCAGAGGUUUCCACAGGUGCCCAUGAGUGUGGAAAUCAAGGAGAAGGAUGAGGAGCUCAUUUACAAGAUAGCAGACCUGGUGAGGCGCUUUGACCGCAAUGAGAUCACCAUCUGGGCCUCGGAAAAGAGCUCGAUCAUGAAGAAGUGCAAGGCUGCCAACCCUGAGAUGCCACUGUCCUUCACAAUAAGCCGAGGAUUCUGGGUGCUGCUACUCUAUUACCUGGGGCUGCUGCCCUUCAUCCGGAUCCCUGAGAAGUUCCUCUUCUGCUUCCUGCCAACCAUCAUCAACAGGACCUACUUCCCAUUUUCCUGCUCUGGGCUGAACCAGUUGGCAGCUGUGGUUUUAAAAUGGAUCAUCAUGAGAAAGAGUCUGAUCCAACACUUGCAAGAGCGAGGGGUGCAGGUAGUGUUUUGGUGCCUUAAUGAAGAGUCAGAUUUUGAAGUGGCCUUCAGUCUGGGGGCUACUGGUGUCAUAACAGAUUAUCCCACAGCCCUGAGGCGCUACCUGGACAACCAUGGACCCGUGGCCCCAGCCUCCUAAGUCUGAGUUCCUCUCCUCUGUUUCUCUUCCUGAAAAAUAAAGAUUUUCUUUUCACUCACAUAGUGGUACAUGGAGUGAGGGGUGGAGGAUGGCUUCUGGAACACUGUCAAAACUGCAGAGAGGGACAGAGCCUGGGGCCGCAGCCUGGGGCCCUAACCAGCCCAGCCACUGGUUCCACUACAUUCCAGAUCCAGAGUAAUGCCACACCCAGUACCAGCUUGGCCUCCACUCUCAAGAAUGUCCCUUACAGGGUCAACUCAGGUGCCCUGGCCCCUGGCCAUGGCUAAUGGUUCCAUUCUCCUUUAAGAGCCCAAAGCAUACAGCAAGGCACUUGACUUCCCCCACGUUUUGCCCCUGUGGGCCUCAACAGGCUGCAGAGGGUGAACAUGGGUGAGUUCAUAGGUCUGUCUGUACCACCAUCAUACCAAGUUCCCCUGCCCAGGUCUCCUCCAGUCCUGAAACCUUAUUCAUUCAAUGAAGGGAGACUCCCACUGCACAAAUACUGAGUGUGAACAAGUCAAAGCAAGGCAGACACAUGACUUAAACAGACAUUUUCACUAGAGGCGCCCUAACCCAGCCUGAGGGGUAGGGGGCACCCCAGGAGGCUGCCUGGAUGGAGGAGGUGAAGUUCAUCAGUAGGACAUGGCUUCUUCCAGGGCCUGUGCUCCCAGGAGCCCAACAUCAAUAGACAACUUUAGCUCUUCCCUUCUAAGAGAUAGUUCAUCUCUUAGAAGUCUGUUCCUGGUGGUAUGGCAAAGACCAUGGAGUCGGCCAAAGUGAGUUGUUUUGCCUCUUACCAGCUGAUCAGCUCGAGAGAGAUGCUAGACCUCUCUGGGCCACAGUCUCUGGUAAAAGGGAGACAAUAGGAGAGACUGCCUUAAGUGAGGCGCCGGCCUUGGAGAAACGCAGAUAUGACUAUUAUUUCCCGGGACCGGACGUGCUGAUACUACCCUUCUCCUAACCCUGCGCAGGGUCAGGACCCUCAGAUCCUUGCUUCUUCAAACACCGCUGGAUGCCAACGAGGUGACCAGGCCGUGGCCGCCGACG
This is a messenger RNA of Marmota monax (woodchuck), 2604 nucleotides long. RefSeq names its product glycerophosphodiester phosphodiesterase domain containing 3 (gene Gdpd3). The transcript has 10 exons. Gene Ontology annotation, molecular function: phosphoric diester hydrolase activity; phosphatidylcholine lysophospholipase A1 activity. The record is from RefSeq and is a predicted model, not a curated record. The coding region runs from base 601 to 1557 and encodes 318 amino acids. Gene Ontology annotation, cellular component: endoplasmic reticulum membrane. Gene Ontology annotation, biological process: glycerophospholipid catabolic process. NCBI's taxonomy places the organism in Eukaryota, Metazoa, Chordata, Mammalia, Rodentia, Sciuridae.